UUCUGAGAAAAUCCUUAAUUGCUCAGCCACUGGGCUGGACCUCCUGUAGGGGUUCUUUUCUUCAAUCUUGCGAGUCUGAUUACUUCGGGAAACGUUAUAUCGCCUUAUAACGCUUCUAUGUAUGCAGUACUGCUGAAGGAGAGGGAAUGGAGAAAUGGAGGGGAAUGUUCACCUAGUUUGCGGACCGUCUUCCGGGUUCGCGGGAGACCUUGAACGUUGUUGAAUCGAUUCGAGCGUGGGCAAAGUGAGCGAAGAGCCGUUUGACUGACUUUUGCAACGCGACAGGUGUUGUACAGUGAUCAUUCCGUGACUUAAGACAACUAAAUACCUAAUAUAUCUUACGUCAGUUGCUUUUUAUUGUUAAGGAAAUAUGAGGAAUAUUUCCGGUACCGGGUUAUUUUUGAUGUUUCAACUUUUCGCAUCUACUUUCGCGUGGCCGGUUUUCAACUUUUGGCCUCUCACUCCAAGUCUACCUCUCAACACGUUUGAUCUCUUUGACGGCGGUGGUCGCGACGCACGUGUAUUAAAUUUUUUUCCCGUACCUGUCGAAGAGGAAUGCUUAUCCGAAGACAAGCGCAGAGUCGGCAUCUGCAUGAACACCUACGAGUGUCGCAUUCAACAGGGAAAGUCCCACGGCCCCUGCGCCCUUGGUUUUGGAGUUUGCUGUAUUUUUACAACAAGCUGUGACGAAGAGGUUCAGAAUAAUUUAACCUACGUCACAAGCCCGGGAUUCCCGAACUUGAUUAACCAGUCAAUGAACUGUUCGUUGACCGUUAAAAAGAUAGAUCCUCAAGUCAGCCAGCUACGGAUCGAUUUUUUACACUUCAAUAUCGGCCAGCCCAACCGGAGAACCGGUAUCUGUGACGCAGACAUAAUGGAAAUCCGGACCGGCAUCGGAAGCCUGAAUCUCUGCGGUUGGAACAGCGGUCAACAUAUUUACGUCGACGUCGACGAUGGGCCGAUAACGUUGGACUUCCGACUACCAUCUUCGCUGGAGUCAAGGAUGUGGGAGAUGCGGAUCACACAGGUUGGCUUCGAGCAAAGGGCUCCCGCCGGAUGUCUCCAGUACCACGACACUCCCACAGGGACGUUGCGCACUCUAAACUACCUACCCAACGGGCGGUACCUGGCUGGCCAAGAUCAUCUUCUGUGCGUCCGUCAGGAGCGAGGCAUGUGCAGCAUUGCCUAUUCUCCAUGUACGACGGACUCCUUCCGCAUCGGUCCUCCUCGGUCAACCGAACCUGCAUCAAAUAUGGGGGGACUGGAGGAUCAGAUGGCGCAAGGCGAAGGUUCUGGAACUGGUGUUCCCGGUUUUGGAAGCGCAUCGCGAUGCAGAGAUCGCGUAUUGAUUCCUUGCGACUUUGAAGAAUUUAUCACGCCUGGUAACGAUGGUGCUGGUAUUUGCGAUCUGGAGCACUGUGGAAAUUCGUUGUGCAACCAGGGUGAGUUGGACGCAGAGGGAAACUGUCGAGUGGAAACAUCAGCGACACCAUUUCACAUCCGAAUAGCUUUUGGUCCCGGCGAGGACAACGGUCUCUCGUCCGAUAACAACGUGGGCAUGUGUCUAAACUACGAGCAGCUGCCAUGUGGGCCUUAAUUAGUCGAAUGAAGUCUACAGAAAAGUAGUUUGCAUCUUGUCAGGACAUGAAAAUUGGACGCUAAUGA
Molecule: messenger RNA, 1665 nt
Organism: Diprion similis
Lineage: Eukaryota; Metazoa; Arthropoda; Insecta; Hymenoptera; Diprionidae
Exons: 6
Coding region: 371-1597 (408 amino acids)
Source: RefSeq, a predicted model, not a curated record